Messenger RNA from Rhea pennata, 3788 nucleotides. RefSeq names its product WW domain containing E3 ubiquitin protein ligase 2 (gene WWP2). The transcript is spliced from 24 exons. The coding region runs from base 56 to 2827 and encodes 923 amino acids. Gene Ontology annotation, cellular component: cytoplasm. Gene Ontology annotation, biological process: regulation of monoatomic ion transmembrane transport; negative regulation of transcription by RNA polymerase II; protein K63-linked ubiquitination. Gene Ontology annotation, molecular function: protein binding; ubiquitin protein ligase activity. The record is from RefSeq and is a predicted model, not a curated record. Lineage: Eukaryota; Metazoa; Chordata; Aves; Rheiformes; Rheidae.
GCGGUCCCUGGAGCCGGAAGUGGGAGCGCAGCGGCCGCCGCCCGGUGGUGAUGACAUGGCCUCUGCGAGUGCCAGCACGGCCAGGGCAGGGCCGCCCUGCGAGAAGUCCCAGCUCUCUGUGAAAGUUGUGUCCGUGAAGCCCAAGGCGCACAGCCGCCAGUCGCGGAUGAACUGCUAUGUGGAGGUGGCGGGUGAUGGACUUCCCAGUGAGACCAAGAAGACAGGGAAGCAGAUCGGGAGCUCUGAGGUGCUGUGGAACGAGAUCCUCGUCCUGAAUGUCACGGCUCAGAGUCACCUGGACCUGAAGGUGUGGAGCUGCCAUACCCUGAGAAACGAGCUGCUGGGCACGGCCUCCGUCAGCCUCUGGAACCUGCUGAAGAACGGUGGGAAAUUGGAGAACAGGCAGCUGACCCUGAACCUGCAAACUGAGAACAAAGGCAGUGUUGUCUCCGGCGGAGAGCUGACGAUUUUCCUGGACGGGCCUGCUGUUGAUCUGGGAAGCCUGCCUAAUGGCAGUGCCGUGACAGAGGGUGAGUGCCGCCCAUCUCCGCAUGCAUGCAGCAGCUCUGAGCACGAGGCGGUGAGCACCGGCGGGGAGAGGAGUGGGGCUGAGAUCACGGCCCUAAGGACCUCUGAGCAAACAUCCGAGUGCCAGCAGCCACCUCCUCUCCCAGGGCCUCAGGUAACUGGACGGGAACCCAUCAGCAUGGCCGCAGCCACAGAGAGCAGACACCAACCUCCCAGUACGAACUGCUUUGGAAGCAGGACAAGGACGCACCGACACUCAGCUGGGGUGGCCAGACAAAACACGGGGAGUGGAGAGCAAAGUCCUAGCGCCAGGAACCGGCACCGGCUGCAGGCCAAGAGUCAGAACCAUGCUGGCAUGACAAACGGCACAGCGAAUGGCACAGUGAACGGAGACUCAGCGGGUGCUGCAGACGUUGAAGAGGAAAGGCCGUCAGCAGAAGUGAUCUCCCCCACGACAGCAGCAAGCGUGGCUGACGGCUCUGUCGCUCCCGCUCUUCCUGCCUCGUCGGCCUCCGGAGAGGCAGAGGAGGCAGCUUCUGGCUCGGGCGCUCCCCAGUCCCGGGCUGCGGUGCUAGCCCUGGAUGCUCUGCCCCCUGGGUGGGAACAGCGAGAGCUGCCUAAUGGUAGAGUCUACUAUGUAGACCAUAACAACAAGACAACCACCUGGGAGAGACCUCUUCCUCCAGGGUGGGAGAAGCGCGUGGAUCCUCGAGGAAGGUAUUACUAUGUUGACCACAACACCAGGACCACCACAUGGCAGCGCCCGACAGCCGAAUAUGUGAGGAACUACGAGCAAUGGCAGUCACAGCGAAACCAGCUCCAAGGAGCCAUGCAGCAGUUCAGCCAAAGAUUCUUGUACCAGUCGUCUGGCGCCCCGUCCGACAAUGAUCCUCUUGGUCCCCUUCCUCCUGGCUGGGAGAAGAGACAGGAUAAUGGGCGAGUGUAUUACGUGAACCACAACACGCGGACCACCCAGUGGGAAGACCCUCGCACGCAGGGGAUGAUCCAGGAGCCGCCCUUGCCGCCUGGCUGGGAGAUGAAGUACACGAACGAGGGCGUGCGCUACUUCGUGGACCACAACACUCGCACCACCACCUUCAAAGACCCGCGUCCUGGAUUCGAGUCGGGGAGCAAGCAAGGUGGCUCCCCUGGGGCGUACGACCGGAGCUUUCGCUGGAAGUACCACCAGUUCCGCUUUCUCUGCCACUCCAACGCGCUGCCCAGCCACGUGAAGAUCAGCGUGUCCCGGCAGACGCUCUUUGAGGACUCCUUCCAGCAGAUCAUGAACAUGAAGCCGUACGACCUGCGGCGCCGCCUGUACAUCAUCAUGCGAGGGGAGGAAGGCCUGGACUACGGCGGCAUUGCCAGGGAGUGGUUCUUCCUCUUGUCCCACGAGGUGCUCAACCCCAUGUACUGCCUCUUCGAGUACGCCGGCAAGAACAACUACUGCCUGCAGAUCAACCCCGCCUCCUCCAUCAACCCCGACCACCUCACCUACUUCCGCUUCAUCGGCCGCUUCAUCGCCAUGGCUCUGUACCACGGGAAGUUCAUCGAUACAGGCUUCACACUGCCCUUCUACAAGCGGAUGCUGAACAAGCGCCCCACGCUGAAGGACCUGGAGUCCAUCGACCCUGAGUUCUACAACUCCAUCGUCUGGACCAAGGAGAACAGCCUGGAGGAGUGCGGCCUGGAGCUGUAUUUCAUCCAGGACAUGGAGAUCCUGGGCAAGGUGACCACCCAUGAGCUGAAGGAGGGAGGGGAGAGCAUCCGGGUGACGGAGGAGAACAAGGAGGAGUACAUCAUGCUGCUGACGGACUGGAGGUUCACGCGGGGUGUGGAGGAGCAGACCAAGGCUUUCCUGGAUGGCUUCAACGAGGUGGUGCCGCUGGAGUGGCUGCGCUACUUCGACGAGAAGGAGCUGGAGCUGAUGCUCUGCGGCAUGCAGGAGAUCGACAUGAACGACUGGCAGAAGAACACCAUCUACCGGCACUACACCAAGAACAGCAAGCAGAUCCAGUGGUUCUGGCAGGUCGUUAAGGAAAUGGACAACGAGAAGCGGAUCCGGCUGCUGCAGUUUGUGACGGGGACGUGCCGCCUGCCCGUCGGAGGCUUCGCGGAGCUCAUCGGCAGCAACGGGCCGCAGAAAUUCUGCAUCGAUAAAGUUGGCAAAGAGACUUGGCUGCCCCGGAGCCACACGUGCUUUAACCGCCUGGAUCUCCCUCCCUACAAGAGCUACGAACAGCUGAAGGAGAAGCUGCUCUAUGCCAUCGAGGAGACGGAAGGCUUCGGCCAGGAGUGACGGAGCUCGGUGCUUUCCCGGCAGCGCCGGCCGUGCCCGGGACGGGGAGGCCCCGGGGCGCGCUGCGCGUCCCCCUCUGCCGCCGCGCAGCCGGCGCCGAGCCCUUCCCCGCUGCCCCCGCGCCGCCCCGCGAAGAGGCGUCCGCGUCUCCCCGCCCGAGCGAAGCCGGGGCCGGACGGGGGGCGCGGGGCGGCGGGACGCGGCCGCGCGCGGACGAAGCGGCGACCGCAGCGCCGGGCCGCGGUUGCCCCUCGCCCCGCCGGGAGCGGGGAUGGCCCCGGGGCGCCGCGCUCCCCUCUGCUCCCCGCGGCUGGUCCCUGCCCGCAGGAGGGGCGAGACCCCCGCACCGGGCCGGCGGUGCACUCGCGCCCGCUCCCUCUGCAAACGGACACGAACAGGGUCUGGCCGACCGCCGGCGAGUGCAAACACGGAGACGAACCCGGCGCUUUGCUGCAGCCCUGCGCGUUUCGGCCGGUGCGCUCGCUGCGCCCCGUGCCUUCGCGAGGGGCUCGGGGCGGCCCUGCGGCAGCAGCUCUGCCAGGAGCCGGGCUGGGGCUUUUCCUAGGUGCACUGAAAAUGGGACCGAGUUUAGGUGCAGUUCUUGUCACCUAAAUUUUUUCUGGCUUCUCAUGGUGUCUUAACAGUGCCGGGUGGAGGGGAAAUGACUUUCAGCUGCCUCCUAGCCGCUCCCGAAAGCGUGUGCGUGGGCCCCAUCCUGCACCCAGCGAAGGGGCGGGGGAGCCGGGAUGGGGUGCUGCGUCCUGCCCGGCCGCGCGGCUCCAGCCCUCCCGCCGGCCGCGGGACGCUCCGCGCGUGCGUGGGGACGCUCUGUAGAUACCUGUACAUAGGCGAAGCCCGUGGAGCCCGGGCCCGGCAGUUGCGUUUGGCGGAUAGUUUUGUACUGCACCGUCCUGCCCGGCGGCGCCACGGUCUCGUGCAAUAAAGGACGAGCGGCUGCUGC